AUGCCGACGCAACUCAGCGACCCGAAAGAGUACCAGAAGAUCUUCCACUGGGCCGAGACCCAGAAGAAUGGGGAAAUACCGUCUUUUGGCACCAGAAAGAAUGAUCCCUACAAGUAUCAGCCGGGGUUCAACAAUCAUUUCGAAUCCGAGGCAGUCCCUGGCACCAUUCCCCAGGGUCAAAAUAGUCCUCGCCAUGUGCGUUUUGGGCUCUACGCAGAGCAGAUGACAGGCACGGCAUUCGUCGCCCCCAGACAUACGAACAAGCGCUCCUGGCUCUAUCGUGCGCGUCCGGCUGUCGCACACCAGGGUUUCACGGAUUUGCCAGACCUCAAAGAUACAGAAACGAAUUUCCUGACAAUCAACCCGCGAGUGCAUAUCUCGCCCACUCAGCUGGCGUGGCUGCCGUUUGAUAUUCCUGAGGGAGAGCCCACGGAUUUCACGACGGGCCUCAAGACGGUUGCGGGCAGUGGCGAUCCCACCCUACGCGAAGGCUUAGCCACUCAUGUGUACCUUGCCAACAAGAGCAUGGAGAAGAAGGCCUUCGUCAACAGCGAUGGCGAAAUGCUCAUCGUGCCGCAGCAGGGCGCCCUGGACAUCCAAACCGAAUUCGGACACCUGUACGUCCAGCCCGGCGAGAUCUGCGUGAUCCAGCGCGGCCAACGCUUCAAGGUCAAAGUCGAAGGCCCCACACGCGGCUACAUCCUCGAAGUCUGGGGCUCGAACUGGGAGCUUCCGGGGCUGGGACCGCUAGGCGCCAACGGGCUGGCCAACCCGCGGGACUUCCUGCACCCGGUGGCGGCGUACGAGGUGACGCAGAACGACCCGUGGGAGGUGGUGUACAAGCUGGGCGGCAAGUACUUCCGCAGCACGCAGAACCACAGCCCGUUCGACGUGGUGGCGUGGCACGGCAACUACGUGCCGUACAAGUACGACCUGACCAAGUUCGUCAACGUGGGCAGCAUCUCGGUCGACCACAUCGACCCUUCGAUCUUCUGCGUGCUGACGGCGCCCUCGCGCGACCCGCACGCGCCCCUCGCCGACUUCCUCAUCUUCUCGCCCCGCUGGGACGUCGCCAGCCACACGUACCGGCCUCCGUACUACCACCGCAACGUCGCGUCGGAGCUGAUGGGCCUCAUCUACGGCGACUACGGCGGCCGCUCCGACGAGUUCCGCCCGGGGAGCAUCUCGUUUGAGUGCGGAAUGGUGCCGCAUGGUGUGGCGUACGAGCAGUUCAAGGCUGCGUCUGAGAACGAGCAGCCCCAGGUGCAGAUCUCGCUGGCUAGCAUCGCGUUCAUGUUCGAGAGCAGCCGCCCCUUUACCAUCACUGACUACGCCUGGAACAGCGACAAGAAGCACGAGCACGAGCCUAAGAUGUGGGACAAUCUGGUUGACAACUUUUCGAGCCACAAGGCCGAGGUUGACGACAUUCUGGCGAAGGCAGCGAAGGGGUUGAAGAUUGGCAGUUGA
Messenger RNA from Lasiodiplodia theobromae, 1467 nucleotides. Its product is annotated as Homogentisate -dioxygenase protein. Bases 1 to 1467 code for a protein of 488 amino acids. NCBI's taxonomy places the organism in Eukaryota, Fungi, Ascomycota, Dothideomycetes, Botryosphaeriales, Botryosphaeriaceae. Gene Ontology annotation, molecular function: homogentisate 1,2-dioxygenase activity. Gene Ontology annotation, biological process: L-phenylalanine catabolic process. Gene Ontology annotation, cellular component: cytoplasm. The record is from RefSeq and is a predicted model, not a curated record. The transcript is spliced from 2 exons.